Molecule: messenger RNA, 3226 nt
Organism: Panicum virgatum (switchgrass)
Lineage: Eukaryota; Viridiplantae; Streptophyta; Magnoliopsida; Poales; Poaceae
Product: RNA-binding KH domain-containing protein RCF3-like
Exons: 9
Coding region: 346-2787 (813 amino acids)
Biological process (GO): regulation of gene expression
Cellular component (GO): cytoplasm; nucleus
Molecular function (GO): mRNA binding
Source: RefSeq, a predicted model, not a curated record
UAAGCGGCGCGAUGGCGGCGCCUCCAGUCAGUGGAUCAACGCACUGAGCGAUGCUCGCAACACCAUCCAUCGCAAACUCCGCUCCCUUUGCCGCUCCGGCUUCGAGUAGACCCAUUCCAACGCCUCGCGUCGCGUCAUCCUGCUACCUCUAUUAAUUUUCCACCGUCCCCUCCCUGAAGUUGUAAACGUUAUUUUGGCUCGCGAUCCGGCUGAGCCUGGAGUUCCCUGGAUAAAGCAGCGAGGUUUAUGAUUCAAAAAAAAAAACGUUGCUGCUGUGGAGUAUACUAGUAGUAGGGAAAAAGAAAAGGUUAAGAAUAUCUCGGGCUCAAUCGGCCUCGGCUCGGGAUGCUCCGGCUUGAGGUCCCUCCGUUUCUCCCUUCUCUCGGACUCUCUCCCUUCCCCGGCGGCGGCGCCAUUUGUCACGUCUUCGCCAAGCCCUUUGCCGGCGACGAGCAUCCUCCAGUUUGUCGACCAGGAGAAGGCAUGGCUUCACGCAUUACACCUUCCAAGAGGCCGUUUCAGAAAAAUUCUUCAGAUCACAAUGGCCGGGGCAAGUGGCAGAAGACAAAGCAUUCUUCUUCACAUAAAUCUCAGCCCAAAAUAAAGCCUGGUGUUCCCAUUUUUCGCAUUCUCUGCCCUGCUUCAAAGUCUGGGAAUGUAAUCGGUAGAAAGGGCAGCAUUAUCGCAAAGAUACGGCAAGAAACCGGAGUGAGAAUCAGGGUUGAUAAAGCAUUCCCUGGUUGUGACGAGAGAGUUGUUUUCAUAUCUGCCAUUGACAAGGAUGAAGAAGCUAUUAGCGAGCAAGGUGGAGAGAAUGAUGGAGGUGUUGCUGUUUCUGUUUCUGCUUCUGGUGGCCACGAGAAGGAUAAAGUCAGCAGUAAGGAAAACAAUGAUGAUCCAGAGAAAAAUCACAGUAACCAGGAAAAAGAUGAUUCAGAGCGAGACUACAGUAAUGAGGAAAAGGAUGAUCCAGAGAAAGACAACAGCAAGGAGCAGAAGGAUGAUCCAGGGAAAGAAAAUGGUAAGGAACAUAAGGAUGAUUCAGAUAAAGGGCACAUUAAGGAAGAAAAUGAUGAUGGUUCAGAGAAUGACCACAGUAAGGAAGAAAAUGAUGCUUCAGAGACAGAUCACAGUAAGGAAGAAAAGGAUGCUUCAGAGAAAGAUCACAGUAAGGAAGAAAAGGAUGGUCCCUUUGUUGCAAAACAUAUCAAGUCAGAAGACUCAGAACCGGAGAUGGCAGUGCCAUCAGCACUGAAGGCCAUUUUGUUUGUCUUCGACAGGAUUUUAGCGGCUGAAGAGGAUAAUGAAACUGGGGAUGCAUCAGGUGCGAGCGCUCCUGUUUCUUUGCGAUUAUUGGUGCUAUAUAGCCAAGCAGGUUGGCUUUUGGGGAAGGGUGGCAGUGUCAUUAAGCAAAUGUCAGUUGAUAACAACUGUGAAAUCCGUGUUUCAAAGGACAAACUUCCAUCAUGUGCACUACCCAAUGACAGACUUUGCCAGAUCAAUGGAGAGUUUGACUCAGUAAGGAAAGGUUUGAAUGCUGUAGCUGAAUUGCUGUUAGCUCAUCCACCCAAGGAAACUGAUGUAGUUGCUGGUGUUCAUUCUUCUGGAUCAUCAUCGCGGUCUUUGUUUAGCCAGUCAGAUGGCUUUGCUUCAGGAAUGCAAUCCAACUUCCAUAUCCCCUUGCAAGGACCAACCCAAGCCAAUGGACCUUUUGAUAUCAUUGAUCGUCAACCAAAUAUGGCUCCUUUUCCUAUCGGACCUGAAGCUCCAGUACACGGCCAUGCCUCAGCCCCUAUAGAACCCCUCUCCUUUAGGUUACUGUGUGCAAAAGACAAGGUUGGCAGUGUAAUUGGCAAGGGUGGAAACACUGUUAAAACUAUCCAAAAUGAUACAGGCUGUGAAAUAAAAGUUCUUGAGACUGUUCCAAAAACAGAUGAUCGCAUCAUAAAUAUAUCUGGACCUGCGCAUCCAGGUGAUGGAAUUUCCCCUGCACAGAAUGCCAUUUUGCAUGUGCAGCGAAAACUUAUGUUGCCUACCUCUGAUAAGGAGGGUCCUGCAAUAUGUAGGCUGAUUGUUUCACCAAACCAAGUUGGUUGCCUUCUGGGCAAAGGUGGUAGUAUCAUAGCUGAAAUGAGGAAGCUUUCAGGAGCAUUUAUAAUAGUGUUGAGCAAAGACAAGAUCCCGAGGGGUGUCCCAGAAGAUGAUGAAGUUAUUCAGAUAAGCGGGGGCUGUGAAGCCAUUCAAGAAGCUCUAAUGCAGAUAACUGCUAGGCUUCGUAACCAUCUUUUCCGAGACAGAAUGCCUGGAAUGGGUCCUAAUAUGCGGCUGCCUUUUGGUUUGUUGGAUUCUCAGUUUGGUCCUUAUGUGGGGAACCAUGAAUCUCCAUCUCUGUUUCAUAAAGAUUUUAUGGGACGGCCAUUUGAUGGGAUCUCUGCCCCUUGGACAGUGAAGGGCAUGCGUGAUGUAGGUGAUCCGAUGUCAAUACCUGAUAUCCCCGGAGCAGGGCAUAGAGAACUUGGUGGAUUCUCUGGUCCUGGUCAGUCAUCCGUGAUGCCAAACGUGACUGCAGAGGUCUUAGUUCCAAGAUUAGUUGUUCCCGCUCUCUGUGGUGAAGAUGGAGGUUGUUUGGAUAGGAUUCGUGAGUUUUCGGAAGCUAAGAUAACAGUCGCUGAACCUAUAGCUGAUUCAAUGGACACUGCUGUUUUAAUAUCUGGCACACCAGACCAGAUGCAUGCUGCCCGGAGUCUUGUUGAAGCAUUUGUUAUAAGUGAAUCAUUUGGCCCAUGAUAUUGCGAUCCUGGAAAGCCAGAAAUAACAAUUGUGGCCUGAACGAAAUGCAAGGGUAGCAAUAGGGCCAGAUUUGGACGUUGUCGGCUGCAUCAGUGACAGACAGAUGGAUCAUAUGGCCACAAGCACGGUAGCGUCCUCCUGCUUGCAAAACCAAUUUGUUUGCAUGUUUGCGGGAUCGCUAUCUUGUGGGUCGUUUUGUUUUGUCAAUAUCUGUGUGCUGCUCUGCUCCACGUUUAAGCACUGCUUGCGUGCUCUGGAAUGCUGGAUUCUCUCUUCUCUCCAAUGUUGUUGCCAAGUGCUUGGAAAAUUCAUCUUUGUGUUGCAAAGAGUGCCCUGGGUUGCUGGGAUUGACUGAUUGAUUGAUUAUAUGUAACUGUGCAAUGUUUUGUUGAAAGCACUGUAACCUGUAAGUAUGUAUACAUCUCAAUUUCCCUGG